Acyrthosiphon pisum (pea aphid) is the source of this 1912-nucleotide messenger RNA. RefSeq lists its product as uncharacterized. The record is from RefSeq and is a predicted model, not a curated record. The transcript is spliced from 7 exons. Bases 361 to 1518 code for a protein of 385 amino acids. NCBI's taxonomy places the organism in Eukaryota, Metazoa, Arthropoda, Insecta, Hemiptera, Aphididae.
CGGCGACAGUUCAAUUGUCUGAGUUCUAGCCAUCGCUGCUGCGGACUGCAGUCGGCGAAACACGCGACCGCGAUAGACCAUGUAAAAAUCAUUACACCGUCAUUGUUGCAGUAUUAUAUAACAACAAUAUUAUAUAAUACACCAUUAUGUUGAGCCAAAUCUACCUAUAGUCCAUUCGUGUAAAGCGUAUUCGUCAGUCGUGCGACAACCAAACUACCCCCCGUACAUACUACAUACCCGCAGAAUUCGCCCACUACAAAGUUACUUGCUCGUCAAAUCCACUCACCGCGUAACAUUACCGUCUACCUCCAUUCGCCUAGCCCACCUAAAACAGACGCGUCGUCGUCAUGCCUGUGGCCGAUGAGCAGUGACGUGAGCCGGCGAUUCUCGUCGGCCGUCGGUGGCGGCGGCGGCAGUGGCUGCAAAAAAAUGCGGAAACGGAAGGAACUGGACGCUCUGACAGGAUGCACGGUGGUCGGCGUCAACCGGAACCGCAGGCUGAUGACGUGCUCGUCCGACUCGGACUCGUGUUCGUCGUCUCGGGCGCCGCCCACGCCCAUAAAGCUCCGGCGGCAGAUCACACGCAGGCGGAAGCGGACGUUCGUCGCCGACACCUGGUGCAGCGCCCUGAGGAUGUUCCUGACGUUUGGCUGCGUUGUGUGGGUCGUGUUCGAGACGUACACGUUCCUCGACGUGCGCAAGAUCCAAGCGCACUUGCAAACGCAACUUGACGAAGUUGCCGCCGGCAAUCGUGGAGUUCCAGAUGACCUACAGAAAUGUCAUGCCAUGUCUAAACAGCUUCAACAAAACCAAACCGAAAUCAAUCAACGUCUAACAGUGUACGACGGACAGAUAACAAACUUAACACUACAGGUUGCUAAUUUGGGUUCAAGAUUAUCGUUAGUUGAGAAGAAAAUCAAUGAGAACACAGACCUUUUAUCAAAUCCAGAUGCCACAAAAGAUCCAUCCAUAAAAGUCCUAUCAUCAGAAGUUGCUAAACUUGGUAGUACUUAUCAAGACUUAAGCGGUAGUGUAAAAUCGCUCAAAGAUACUACUAGUUCAUUACAGUCAUACCAAACAACAUUGAAAGCCAACAUUACUUCAAUAAGUGAAAAGUUAAAUAAUGUUGGUAGUAUUAAAACUGAUGAAACUAUGAUCAACAAUGUAUCUGGAAAGUUACAUGAACUAAUUGAAAGUGUAAGUUUGAAUGUCACGACCUUAAACCGAACACUUACCAGCCGAAUAGAUUGGUUAUCUGGAGAUCAAAAAACCAAUGGGGCAGAAAUUGAGAAAUUGAAAGAGGACAGUCAGAAACUAAUAGCUCAAGUAAAAACAAUUGACACUAAAUUAACGACAUCAUUUAAUGAAGUGAACUCAAAAGUUAUAUCUCUAAGAACUCAAAUUGACAAGAUUGCAACUAAUGUUACCAGUUUACAUGCUCAAUCAAAUUCCGAUGACUCUCUAACGAGUUCUGGUCAAUUAAAAGGUGAUAAAAAUGGAACUCAGACAAAAUCCUAAUAUUAGUAUUUUUUGUGUUUUAUUGUAUGUGCACAAUUUUGUUGAAUAAUUUUGUUUUAUUUUUUCUUAAUAUAAUAGUUUAAAUGUUUACGUUUAUAUUUGAGUUAAUGAGUCUUGUUUUGGUAUGAUGUUUGAUUUGUAAUUUUAAAAAAUUGUACCCAAAAUUAAUUCGUCUAAUCUAUUUUAUGGACUAUUUGAUAGUAAUAUUUAUAAUUCCUAAUAAAUAUUAAAAUCAAAAUUUGUAAAAAAAAAUAAUUUUAACUGAGACUAUAUAAUGACAUUUGAACUUUAUACAUUUGAAAGCAAUGUUGUUUUUUGCCGUUAAUGUUGUACUUUUUUUCUAGUAUAAACAUUUGAAAAUUAUUACAAUAAAAAAAAAAAUUAUUUUUCUAUA